Molecule: messenger RNA, 658 nt
Organism: Ziziphus jujuba (common jujube)
Lineage: Eukaryota; Viridiplantae; Streptophyta; Magnoliopsida; Rosales; Rhamnaceae
Exons: 2
Coding region: 57-446 (129 amino acids)
Source: RefSeq, a predicted model, not a curated record
UUAUAAGAAAGAAAUUUGAGAUUUUCGGGGUUUUGCGAAUAGGGAGAGAGAGAGAGAUGUCGAUACUGUGGGAGAAGAGCGAGACAUGGAGAUGGCUAGUGAGGAAGACGAGGGACUCGAAGCCUUUCUUUUUAGCAUUCGCCACCGUAUGCGGCGUCGUUCCGGGUGUCAUCGGCUACUGUGUUAUGCAGGUCACCAAUUCCCGCAACGAACAGCUCGAGGCCCAACUCCGCCGCAACGCCCGUCCCGAAUCCCUCAAAAUGGGGCAAGUGAAUAGGGAGAGACUGGCUGAAUAUCUAGGAGAGCUGCAGAGGAAAGAGGACACAAAUGACCGUUAUGUUGCUGCUUUGAGAGGAGAGACCUUGACUAGGAACCCAUAUGUCAGAAUCCAGCCAAUUCCAAAACAAACUGACUCUCAACCUGAUAAUAAAGAACAACACAAAUAAGAUGGGAUGGUGUCUGUUACAUGUUUGUAAUUUGUUGUCAUUUUUAAAUGCUAUGCAACAUCUUUGUUAGCUGUUUUCCUUUUUGAAUAUGGAUGGAAGUUGUAUAAAUUGCCUGCUGAAAAGUGUUGCCUACUUUUUGAAGUUUACAUGGUUAUUAUCUCAUCCACUGUUAUUUUUAAUAGCAUUAAUUAACAUUUUAUAUAUUCUAUCAA